GACGGUCUCUGUCCCCGUCGCUUCCAUGGAGCGGCCAGAGCCGGCCAAGGUGCGAAAGGUGGAGGUCACCGUAGAGGUACGAGCCGUGAGCGGAAGCUGCUUGGGCAUCAUGGAGCUGCCGGUUACCAGCACCGUCGCAGAUGUGAAGGCCCGGCUUGAAGGCAUUGCUGGACGAUAUGAUUUAGCCUCAGCAAGAGGCGACAAGCUGAUAGCUGACAGCACAGAGUUGUCGGAACUCACCGAGCCUGGACAGCCCAUUGUGCUGUGCCUCAUCCGGCGGCGAAUGGGAUUUGUCUACACGGCUUCCAAUGUGGAUGGGUCCUUGACUCUUUGGGACCUAGCAAGAAGGGAAGUGGUCCACCGCUUGCAAUGCUCCUUAUGCCAGCCGCAGUGUCCCAUCUGCUUGUUCGCUGAUUGGGAGCAGCAGCGAGUGCUCUGCUGCCUCGAGGAUGGCACCUUGUACCUUUGGGGACGGACCAGUGAGACCGAUGAGUCGCUUCAUCUACUGCGCGUGAUGCAGGAUGAGAAGAAUGCUGGAGACAGACCUGGAGUAAGUUCCAAAGAAGCCGUGGCAGCUGACUGGUCCCAAGGCAAAGUCCUCUUGGGCACCAUGGCUGGACGCCUGCUUUUGUGGGAUCUCCUCUCCGGCAAGAUCUUGAGAGUCUUCCGCGGCCAUCGCAGUUGCAUUGACGUGGUGAGAGUUUGCUGGCAGCGAUCUGAAGCCUUGAGCGCCUGCCGUGAUCGUGUCAUCCGCUUCUGGAAGAUGGAGACAGGGGAGUGUAGCCUGUUGCGUGGUCACACCAGUUCUGUUUGCUGCUUGCUGGUGAACUGGGAGCUAAGGCGAGCCAUGAGCGCUGGAUUGAUGGACGGCCUUCGCUUGUGGACUUUGGAGUCACGGCAAUCCGUUGAGGUGAGCCGGCUGCAGAUGGGAGAAAUGGGCAGGAUUUUUUGCUGCGACAUUGAUUGGAAGAAUGAAAAGGCCAUCACUGGAUCAGGACUUGGUGUUCUAACGCUUUGGGACCUCAACCUGCUGAUGAAGAUCGUCUGGCGGAACGAUUCCCACGGACAUGAUGUUUAUGCCGUCUCCUUUGAGCCUGGAUCGAUGCGCUGCCUGAGUGCUGGCGAGUUUUCGGUCUGUAUUUGGGAUCAGAUGGGCGCAUUGCAGUGUCGAAUUGAAGGAGCCUUUGGACAAGCAAGUCUGGUACUGGAAUGGAAGAGCCUUUGGCUUCUGUGUGCUUCAGACGCAGUUUACCUUUACGACAUACCUGACAAAGACACCAAGCCGGAGACUGGAUUCAAGGCCAAGAUGAAUUGCCAACUCAAAGAUGAACGAAAAGGGGCCCACCAGACUGUUUCACUGAGCUGUUUGGCAGUGGAAUGGCCUGAUGCCGUUUAUCUAUAGCUUGCGAACUGUGGCAACUCCUUCAGCAUCUGAAAAAUGAUCGAAUCGUUGGACCUGAUUGGCCGCCAAAACUGGGCGUGCCAGUCCACUGGCUUCAUUUGUGCUUCAAGCCAAAAAGCGACAAAAGCUGGACGAAGGAUUGCCAGGAACCCCACUGAUCACCAAAUUUGACCUUUUUUCCGUUGGCACAUCCACAAGUUCCAUGGCAAGUCAUAGUCACCCCACCCGUGUGGUGUGGGUUCUCCAACCGCAGUCUCCAAAU
Molecule: messenger RNA, 1664 nt
Organism: Cladocopium goreaui
Lineage: Eukaryota; Dinophyceae; Suessiales; Symbiodiniaceae
Source: the annotation of a GenBank genome assembly